Wyeomyia smithii (pitcher-plant mosquito) is the source of this 2688-nucleotide messenger RNA. RefSeq lists its product as uncharacterized. Gene Ontology annotation, cellular component: nucleus. NCBI's taxonomy places the organism in Eukaryota, Metazoa, Arthropoda, Insecta, Diptera, Culicidae. The record is from RefSeq and is a predicted model, not a curated record. Bases 103 to 2367 code for a protein of 754 amino acids. The transcript has 5 exons. Gene Ontology annotation, molecular function: zinc ion binding.
CCUUCAAAACAAGAUCCAUAAACAGUCUGUUUAUUUUAUCUACCCUGGUAGUAUUUCUAUUCGUAUUAUUUUCCAUUAUAGUGCUGAAAUUGUAUAAUUAACAUGAAUGAAAGUAAACAUGCGGUUUUCUGCCGCCUAUGCUUGGUGGAAACCCGGAAUAGGGUGGUAAUCUUCCCUGGAAAAAAUCCAAAAGAGACCAAAGUCAGGAAGUUAUUGGAGCUUGUCCAAAUUGAGGUAUGUCAAGAAACCGAGCCUGGUGCUGUGCUAUGUUUUGAGUGUCUUGCAACGCUAGAAGAGUUUAAUAAAUUUAAAACGCAUUGUCAUGAAAAUGACAAGCAUUUGAAAAACCUUCAUCGUAAAUCAGACAAGGUGCACAACAAGCAGCACCAUUCAAAAACACAUUCAAGCAAUUUAAAACCCAUUGGCACGACAAAGAAAGAGGAAAAAGAAUCCAAUAAAACACCGAGAAACUUUGAUAUGCAGUACCAGAAGUUCCUUGGCACACAAAAAGAUGUAUCGGAUAAAACUUGUAAAAAACCGCGCACAGACCUGUCUCCAAAAGAUAAAGCAUUUUCGAAGAUACCAUCGACUGUAUCGGGAAUUUCGGCGCUGAACAAAAUGCUUGUUCUUUCUGAAUCCUACGAACAUUCUUUUCAUUUUGAAAAAAGGCCGCGCUCUGUACACUUCAAUUUAGUUUACAACGGAGAGCGUUUCAACUCAGCAAUAUUUACGGCACGAUUGACUUACUGGCAAUGCGUUCACCGGAUGAAACAUAACUGCAAAGCACAAGUCUGCUGUACGAACGACUACAAACACUUCGAAAGAAGACACCUUCACUCGCAUGGAAAAUUGCCAGAAAAAAGUGGAACGAUCUAUCAGCCAGCCCAGGCCUUACCAAUGAUAUUUCACGUUUGCCGAACGUUUGUUGAGAAGAGAUUAGGAGAACGCUCAAAAACUGUAGAGGAUGAAAAGACAGAAAACCCAGAGCCGGUCGUACCUGCUGGAAACUGCGAUGAUACACGCUUGGAGCAGUCUAACAUAGAGUUAGAAGUUGAUGAUAUAUGUUUAGAGUCAACCGAGUUCGUUAACCUGAAUGAUGUUGACAGCAGCUAUGAAAUUGAAACUCUGGACGAGUCCAAUCAAGAUUUGUUACUUGAUGUUGAUCAUGAUUAUUAUGAUACUGGUAAAAAAACAGAUGGCACAGAUGACGAAAUGAAUACAGACAGCAUACCGCAAGCUAAAAAACGAACCAAGAAAUAUAGCGUGGAUGUCAUACCAACAAAGGUGACUCGUUUUUCUGCGACAACUCACGUAGAUAACAUGGAUGUGGAGAACAAAGCAAAUGAUAGCACUCAAUCAACCAAAUUUCAUUUUACCGUUGAUCCAAACGUAGUGGGUAAAAGCGAUUUUAGCGAUCCAGUCCUUGCUGAGUCCUAUCCGGAAUAUUUUUAUUUCGAGAAAGGCUCUCGUUCUGUUUAUUAUACUCUAGUAUUUUUUGGCGAACGUUUUAAUUCUGCUCGCUACGGCGUUAACUACACAUACUGGCAAUGUUCAAACCGGAAAAAAUACAGAUGCGAAGCGAUGUUGGUCACGAGCAACGAUUACACGGCGUUCGAACGCAGGUAUUACCACACACAUGACCAGAUUUCAUUAAAAUAUGGAAGAACAAUCUUCCAACCUCGUGAAGUGCUACCACAAUUAUUCAAAAUUACUCGGAGUAAGUCUGCAUGGAAACAACGUUGCGGAAUCAUGAAUACUGAGUGCUCUGACAACGAACGCAUUGAAGAUAGCAGUCUUGAAAAAGAUGACAAAACAACUACGGGAAAAAAUACAAAGAAAAAAGCAAAAGUCAAACAUCAGAACACCGUGAACAUUCCGAAGGAAUGCGAAGUACACAGCAUGCCUACACUGGACAAAAUGUUGGUACUGGCCGAUUCAUAUCCGGAUUUUUUCUAUUUCGAAAGAGGCCCACGCUCGACAUAUUUUACCCUGAUAUACAAAGGUGAACGCUACAAUACGCCUCUGUUCACGACGCGAAGAACUUACUGGCAGUGCGCACACCGAACCAAGUUUCGCUGUCCAGCUCGGAUUAGUGUGAGUAACGAUUAUCGUACUUUUAAGCCAAAAAAUGACCACUGUCAUGAUAAACUGGAGGCAAAGGAAGAAACAGCGUACAGUCCUGAGGAAGCUUUGCCAUUAAUUUUCGAGGCUUGCAGGAAAAUCGCGUAUAAAAAACGUUCGCAUGACUUACUGAAACGACUCUGCGCAAAAGAGGCAAUCGAGUUGCAAGAAUCUAAAGAUCAGGAGAAUCCCGAUUCAUCGCAUGAGGAAGACGAUUUUCUAGGAUUUUGUAAUGAGACAGAAUAAUUUUCAGGCGUUACAAAAAUUUAUUCACCUUUCUCAUAUUGCGUCAAGGCAAACUAAUACUUCUGUUCGGCCUAUCACAUUUGUUAAAUGUUAUAGACGGUCAUUCUUUUGAUGCUUUGUAAGGAAAGCUGGCUAGAGAAUUGAGAGUUCGCCAACAACAUAAAAGAUAAUAAGAUUGACAGAUAAACUAGAUAUUUUAAACUACAAGGUAAACUCAGAAGAGUAGAUUAAGCAUUGUCAAAGUGUGACAAAAUCGCCUGAAAUAAUAAUAUGUACCUUUGGCUCAUCAUUUAAUAUAAGUAACAGAUUUUUUUUUCGAAA